Molecule: messenger RNA, 717 nt
Organism: Phytophthora sojae
Lineage: Eukaryota; Oomycota; Peronosporomycetes; Peronosporales; Peronosporaceae
Exons: 1
Coding region: 1-717 (238 amino acids)
Source: RefSeq, a predicted model, not a curated record
AUGUUCUCGUGGAAAGCCCUCUCGCUGGUUGUCGCCGUGGCCGUGGCCAUGAACGGGGUGACGGGCCUCGAGCAGGGCAACCCUACCAACCACACUCCGACGACAGUCUCAAGUGGCAAGUCUCCGACGCCCGCGCCGACAACGUCGACCGGCGGCGAUUACUCGGACGACAGCACAGGAUCUUCGGCCACCGGUUCCUCGGCUAUUGACCAGACCGGUUCGGCUGCGACGCCGGCACCGACCACGUCAAGCGGUGACGAUUACUCGGACGAGAGCACAGGGUCCUCCGUCGCAGGGUCCUCCGCUACUGACGAGUCUCCGACACCGGCACCGACAACGUCGACCAGUGACGACGCCAGCACCGACUCGUCCCCGACUCCGGCGCCGACUACGACAAGCGGCAGUGAUUCGGAAGAAGUACCGACACCGAUGCCGACCGUGUCGAAAGACAGCCCAAAGCAGCUUCCCAGCGGGUCUGGAAGCCACCCGACGGGACUCGACCUGGACGGUGCCAAGAAGGGCAAGGGCGGUGACUACGGGUCAAGCGACUCUGGCAGCACCUUGGAUAGCCCGAACCAGUCCGACAGUCCCGACCAGAACGACAGCCCCGAGCAGUCCGACAGCCCUGUGCAGGACGCCGGCAGCAAGGUGGUCGGUGUCUCUGCCUCUGGACCGAGUGGUGGCAAGGGCUGCAAGCGUCGCAGGCUUCGUAACUAG